UUACUGGCUUUGGUUUGCAGGACAAUGGCCUCAGCUUCCUUAAUAUCCUCUUCGUCUUCUUCCUCCUCCAUCCUCUGUAAAUCCACACCCACCGCACCAAAGCGUUAUGUUUCGUCCUCGUUGCCCUCUUCAAUCCAUUUCGCCCACCCGAAACUCUCCUGCUCAAUUUCCAUCUCCCUCUCCAGGACCAGAUUUUCCACAGUCGUAGCGGUGGCCGCGGAAGAUAUCAACACAGAUGACAGUUCUCCCCAAGAAUCGAAGAGUUCUGUGAGACCUUGUGAACUGUACGUGUGUAACCUUCCGAGAAGCUGUGGCAUUUCGGAGCUUCUCAGUAUGUUUAAACCUCAUGGAACAGUUCAAUCUAUUGAGGUUUGCCGGAACGCGGAGACCGGGGUGAGCCGGGGAUCUGGGUAUGUUACGAUGAGCUCCAUGAGGGAAGCCAAAGCUGCAAUUGCUGCUUUAGAUGGAUCUCCUCAGCAUUUAUCCUUAUCAUUAUCAAUCAAAGAAUCAUUCACAAGAUUAUCUCCUGCUGUGAAGGAUGUGGGCGGGCGUGAAAUGCGGGUUAGGUUUUCAACUGACAUGAAUUUCAGGCGGAGGAACAGCGAGGCUCUGAAUUCAGCACCCAUGAGGAAUCUGAUAUUUGAAAGCCCGUACAAACUGUAUGUUGGGAAUCUGGCUUGGGCUAUUAAACCUGAGGACUUGAGGAAUCAUUUUAGCCAGUUUGGAACUGUGGUGAGCGCAAGAGUAGUCCACGAUCGAAAAGCAGGAAAGCACCGUGCUUAUGGCUUUCUCUCCUUCUCUUCAGCUGCAGAAUGUGAAGCUGCCAUGUCUCUGAAUGGAAAGGAAUUUCGUGGUAGGUCGCUAGUAGUCAGUGCAGGCAUGAAAAGGCUCGAGUCUUGAUUCCAAUUUUGGGCAAAGAAAUUGCUUUGGAUGAUCAGCUUGGAGACAAGGGACUCCACCAUUUUGUAUUCUCAUAUUUCUGAUCCAAAAUUUUGGGAGAUUCUUAAACUAUUGUUGUUAUAUUUUAGUUUCACAUUCAAUAUAUUGGAGGGGAGGUUUCUUAGGAUUGCUAA
Vitis riparia (riverbank grape) is the source of this 1073-nucleotide messenger RNA. Its product is annotated as 29 kDa ribonucleoprotein A, chloroplastic. Bases 25 to 900 code for a protein of 291 amino acids. Gene Ontology annotation, cellular component: cytosol. Gene Ontology annotation, molecular function: mRNA binding. Lineage: Eukaryota; Viridiplantae; Streptophyta; Magnoliopsida; Vitales; Vitaceae. The transcript is spliced from 4 exons. The record is from RefSeq and is a predicted model, not a curated record.